This is a messenger RNA of Spirodela intermedia, 2886 nucleotides long. The record is from the annotation of a GenBank genome assembly. Lineage: Eukaryota; Viridiplantae; Streptophyta; Magnoliopsida; Alismatales; Araceae.
AUGGAGUCUCAACAGGAAAGCUCCAACCUCGGGGCGUUACCUUCCACAACCUCCCGCAAUAUCUCGUCUUCUUCCUCUGCAUUCGUCUCUGCAAGCCAGUCUCCUUUCUUCUCUCCGCGGUCCCCGGCCUCCGUGGUGCCCCCACCUGAAAACCCGAGCUCCUCCAUUGCUGGCUCACAAAACGGUCUCAGUGGACGCUGGCCCUCCACAAGCAUUCUUCCUCCUCAAGCAAGCAGGGGGCCCUGUAAUCUCGAAGACUCCUGGCGGGUGCUUGGGCCUCCUGCCGCGCCGUCCCCUCCGUCUAAUAUCAGCAAUGGCCGCGACAAUGAUCACUGGGAUCAUAGAGUCAAACAGAAGAGGGCUGGGAAAAGGCUUGGAGACCCUCAUUUUCCUCAUCCGUCGGCAGCUCUUUCUUCCACCGGCAGGCAGGGGAGCAGCGACGUCUACAUGGGCUUCCAUGGUCGUAAGCCUUCAUUGAUCAGAUUCGCCAACUGGCUUCGCGCAGAGCUGGAGAUCCAAGGGAUGAGCUGCUUCUCGGCCGAUCGAGCCCGGUGCAAGAACGCCCGUAGCCACGAGCUGGUCGAGAGGGCGAUGAGGGACGCUGCUUUCGGCGUGGUGAUCCUGACCAAGAAAUCCUUCGCCAAUCCGCACAGCAUCGACGAGCUCAGAUCCUUCCUGGAGAGGAAGAACCUGGUGCCUGUGUUCUUCGACCUCGGCGCCAGCGACUGCCUCGCUAGAGACGUCGUGGAGAGAAGGGGAGACGUCUGGGACAGGCAUGGCGGAGAACUGUGGACGCAGUACGGCGGUGAUGAACGACAAUGGAGGGAUGCGGUCAACGGCCUGGCCCGCUUGGAGAGCCCGAAGCUGGAGGCGCACGAAGGGAACUGGAGGGACUGCGUCGUGAGGUCGGUGGUCCUAUUGGCCACCAAGCUGGGGAGGAGGAGCGCGGUGGAGAGGGUCAACAGAUGGCGGCAGAGGGCCGAGAAGGGAGAGUUCCCCUUCCCCAGGAUGGAAAACUUCGUCGGGAGGAAAAAAGAGCUCUCCGAGCUGGAGCUUAUCCUGUUCGGCGACGUCCAUGGAGAUGGGCAGGAGGAGUACUUCGAGCUCAAGACUCGGCGCCGGCGGAGGAAUCCGGCGGCCGCCGGCAAGGGGAAGGAACCCAUGGUGUGGAAAGAGUCGGAGAGAGAGAUUGAGAUGCAAAAAGUGGAGAGCCACACGCUCGGUCCGAGGACCAAGGGCGCCGGCCACCACGGGCGAUGGAGCAAGUCAACCAGUAUCAUGUACGGGAAGGGUAUCGCCUGCAUCUCCGGGGAAGCCGGGAUAGGGAAGACGGAGCUCCUCUUGGAGUAUGCUUACAGGUUUUCUCAGAGAUACAAGAUGGUCCUGUGGCUCGGCGGCGAAUCAAGGCACGUCCGGCAGAAUUACCUGAACCUGAGAUCCUUCCUGGAAGUCGACGUUAGCGUGGAGAGCGGCAGCCUGGAGAGAGGGAGGGCGAGGUGCUUCGAGGAGCAGGAGGAAGAUGCCGUCGCCAGGGUGAGGAGGGAGCUAAUGCGGGACAUUCCCUUCCUGAUCGUCAUCGACAACCUGGAGAGGGAGGAAGACUGGUUCGAUCGGAAGAGCAUCAUGGACCUUCUCCCCCGCUUCGGCGGAGAAGCACACAUCAUCAUCUCCACGCGCCUCCCGCGGGUGAUGAACCUGGAGCCGAUGAAGCUUUCUUAUCUCUCCGGUGUGGAGGCGAUGGCGCUGAUGAAGGGAUCUCUCAAGGAUUAUCCCGCCGGUGAGCUCGACGCCCUCCGGGCAAUGGAGGAGAGACUCGGGCGACUCACCCUUGGGCUCUCCAUCGUGGGGUCCAUCCUCUCCGAGCUCCCCAUAAGCCCGAGCAGGCUCCUGGACACUGUCAACAGGACGCCGGCGAGGUACCGGUGGAGCGACGGCGGCGAUCCCUCCCUCCCACAGGGGCACCCCUUCUUCACGCAGCUGCUGGACGUCUGCCUCUCCAUCUUCAACCACGCCGGCGGGCCGCGGAAUCUGGCCGCGAGAAUGGUGCAGGUGAGCGGCUGGUUCGCUCCGGCCGCCGUUCCGAUCCCCCUACUGGCUUUGGCGGCACACAGGAUCCGGGAGAAGCCCCACGGCGGCCGACUAUGGAGGCAAUGGGCCUCCUCCAUGAGCUGCGGCCUCGCUGCCACUCACGUCAGGAGAUCAGAAGACGAGGCGUCGUCCAUGCUGGUCAGGUUUGGCAUCGCCAGAGGCUGCACUAAGCCAGCUUGCCUCCAUUUCCACGACGACGUGAAGCUCUACGCUCGCCGGCUUGCCGCCGGCGACGCCGCCGCACUGGCGGCGGUGCGAGCGGUCAGUCUCCAGGGAUCGGUCUCCCUCCACCCUGACCACAUCUGGGCCGCCUGCUUCCUCCUGUUCGGCUUCGGGGUCGACCCCGUGGUCGUCAAACUCGCGCCCUCCGAGCUUCUUCUCUUCGUGAAGCGGGCCGUGCUCCCCCUCGGCAUCCACACCUUUGUUACCUUCUCCCGCUGCGCCGCCGCCCUGGAGCUCCUCCGCCUCUGCACCGCCGCCGUAGAAGCCGCCGCGGAAACCCUAAUCUCCCGCAACGACGACGACAACCGGCUCGACGGGCCCGCCUGCUGCGCGAGGGCUUCUGCGCAGACGGCCAUGCGCCUGUGGCAGGACCUGGUGCUCCUCCGUGCCGCCGUCCUGGAAACCAGGGCGAAGCUGAUGCUCCGCGGAGGGCAGUACGACGCGGCGGACGAACUCAUCCGCAAGGCCAUCUUCAUCCGAACGUCCAUCUCCGGCGAGCACCACCCGGACACCGUCGCCGCACGGGAAACCCUCAGCAAGCUCACCCGGCUCCUCACCAAAGCGCAUCUCAGCUGA